Euleptes europaea (tarantolino) is the source of this 2241-nucleotide messenger RNA. It is a transcript of the gene LOXL3, whose product is annotated as lysyl oxidase like 3. The record is from RefSeq and is a predicted model, not a curated record. Gene Ontology annotation, cellular component: membrane. Gene Ontology annotation, biological process: inflammatory response; peptidyl-lysine oxidation. The transcript is spliced from 13 exons. NCBI's taxonomy places the organism in Eukaryota, Metazoa, Chordata, Lepidosauria, Squamata, Sphaerodactylidae. Gene Ontology annotation, molecular function: protein-lysine 6-oxidase activity; copper ion binding. Bases 1 to 2241 code for a protein of 746 amino acids.
AUGGGUGGCGCUCGGGGGCCGCGGCGGCUGCUUGGCCUCUUCUGCGGCGUCUGGCUGUGGGUGAGCGUGGCCGAGGCGAGCCCCACAGCCCCCACGGGGCCCCCGCUGCAGUUCCGGCUGGCGGGCUACCCUCGCAAGCACAACGAGGGGCGCGUGGAGGUCUUCUACAACCGAGAGUGGGGCACCCUCUGCGACGACGACUUCACGCUGGCCAACGCCCACGUCCUCUGCCGCCACCUGGGCUUCGUGGCGGCCACCGGCUGGACCCACAGUGCCAAAUACGGCAAAGGCACGGGGCGCAUCUGGCUGGACAACCUGAACUGUGGGGGGAGCGAGAAGAGCGUGGCCGAGUGCCGCUCGCGGGGCUGGGGCAACAGCGACUGCUCCCACGAGGAGGACGCCGGCGUCAUCUGCAAGGACGAACGCAUCCCCGGCUUCGUGGACUCCAAUGUGAUCGAGACAGAGCAGAACCAGGUGGAGGAGCUACGUCUGCGCCCAGUCGUGUCCCAUGCCAAGCGGCCGCUGCCGGUGACAGAGGGCAUCGUGGAAGUCCGCCACAAGGGCAGCUGGGCCCAGAUUUGUGACGAGAGCUGGAGCAGCCAGAACAGCCGGGUGGUCUGUGGCAUGCUGGGCUUCCCAGCCGAGAAGAAAGUCAACCGGAAUUUCUACAGGCUGUCUGCGCGGCGACACCCGCUCAACUACCGUCUGCACUCGGUGUCCUGCCUGGGGAGCGAGGUCCACCUCUCCCUGUGCUCCUUCGAGUUCUACAGCAGCAAUGGCACUGGGGGGGUCUGCAAGGGCGGGAUGCCCGCUGUGGUGGGCUGCAUGCCCGGGCCCCUCUUUGCCAUGGGCAGUGCCCAGAAGAAGCAGCAGCGGCGGCAACAGGGGCAGCACAUCCGCCUGAAGGGAGGGGCCCGGCCGGGUGAAGGGCGGGUGGAGGUGCUGAAGGAGAACGAGUGGGGGUCCAUCUGCGACGACCGCUGGAGCCUGAUGUCGGCCAGUGUGGUUUGCCGGGAGCUGGGCUUUGGCAGCGCCAAGGAGGCCCUGACGGGGGCACGCAUGGGCCAAGGAAUGGGUCCCAUCCACAUGAAUGAGGUGCAGUGUGCAGGCUCCGAGAGGUCGCUGUGGAGUUGCCCACACAAGAACAUCACCCAGGAGGGCUGCAAACAUGCCGAGGACGCCGGGGUCCGCUGCAACAUCCCCUACAUGGGCUACGAGACCACGAUCCGCCUGAGCAUGGGACGCAACCGCUUUGAGGGGCGGGUGGAGGUGGCCCUGGGGGCCGGGAGCAACGGCACCCGCUGGUGGGGCUUGAUUUGUGGAGAGGGCUGGGGGAUCCUUGAGGCCACGGUGGUGUGCCGUCAGCUGGGCCUGGGGUUCGCCAGCAGCGGCUUGCAAGAAACCUGGUACUGGGAUGCCAGCAAUGUGACGGAGAUGGUACUGAGCGGGGUGAAGUGUGCCGGGCACGAGAUGACGCUGAGCCACUGCCAGCACCACGACAAACUCAACUGCCGGAAGACGGGCACCCGCUUUGCUGCCGGGGUCAUCUGCUCUGAGACUGCCUCAGACUUGCUGCUCCAUGCCCCGCUAGUGCAAGAGACAGCAUACAUAGAGGACCGCCCUCUGCACAUGCUCUACUGUGCUGCGGAAGAGAACUGCCUGUCGAGCAGUGCCAGCAAAGCAAACUGGCCCUACGGGCACCGGCGCCUCCUGCGCUUCUCUUCCCAGAUCCACAACAACGGCCGGGCAGACUUCCGCCCCAAGGCAGGGCGCCACUCUUGGGUGUGGCACGAAUGCCACGGGCACUACCACAGCAUGGACAUCUUCACCCACUACGACCUCCUCACCCCCAACGGCACCAAGGUGGCAGAGGGACACAAGGCCAGCUUCUGCCUGGAAGAUACGGAGUGCCAGGAAGAUGUGGGCAAGCGCUAUGAGUGUGCCAACUUUGGGGAGCAGGGCAUCACCGUGGGCUGCUGGGACCUCUAUCGGCAUGACAUUGACUGCCAGUGGAUCGACAUCACCGACAUCCGGGCCGGGAACUACAUUCUGCAGGUGGUGAUCAACCCACGCUACGAGGUGGCAGAGAGCGACUUCACCAACAACGCCAUGAAGUGCAACUGCAAGUAUGACGGGCACCGCAUCUGGGUGCACGGCUGCCACAUAGGGGAUGCGCUCAGUGAGGAGGCAAACAGGCGCUUCGAGCAGUAUCCUGGACAGCUGAACAACCAAGUCGUCUAG